AUGUCCGACUUAGCAAACGAACUGGGAUUUGACCCGAACCUAAAAAAGAAGAAGAAGUCCAAGAAGGUAGCCCCAGAGGAUGUGGAAACCACUGUAGAAGGUAGUAACGGCGAUGAUCUUUUUGCGGGCCUAAAGAAGAAGAAGAAGAAGUCCAAGGAAGCAAAGGGCACUAAUGACAUAGAUAGCGUCGUUGACGAGGUGGGCGAGGCCCUGGGCGAGCUAAAACUCAAAAAGAAGAAGAAGAAGUCAAAGGAACCUAGCUUCGAUGACUUUGAAAAGGAGUUGGAGAAGGCAGGUGUCGCGCCAGCUACGCAAGACAACAGCAGAGAGUCAUCUUUGGUACCCGGUGAGGACUCAGCAAUCCAGCAAAAUGUCGGCCUCCCUUACACUGAUCUGCUUUCGAGAUUUUUCCAGACCCUCAGAACAAACAACCCCGAACUUGCGGGCGACAGGAGCGGACCUAAGUUCAGGAUUCCUCCUCCUGUUUGCCAGCGUGAUGGUAAGAAGACCAUCUUCUGCAAUAUUCAAGAGAUUUCUGAAAAAUUACAGAGAAACCCAGAGCAUUUGAUCCAGUACCUGUUCGCUGAACUGGGUACUUCAGGUUCCGUGGAUGGCCAAAGAAGACUGGUCAUGAAGGGUAAAUUCAUGCCCAAACAGAUGGAAAACGUGCUGAGAAGAUACAUCUUGGAAUACGUUACCUGUAAGACCUGCAAAAGUAUUAAUACCGAUUUGCGUAAGGAACAAUCGAAUAGAUUAUUCUUUUUGGUGUGUAAGAGCUGUGGUUCUACCAGAUCAGUUUCCUCCAUUAAGACCGGUUUCCAAGCUAUUGUCGGCAAAAGAAGAAGAAUGUGA
Lachancea thermotolerans CBS 6340 is the source of this 852-nucleotide messenger RNA. It is a transcript of the gene SUI3, whose product is annotated as translation initiation factor eIF2 subunit beta. The record is from RefSeq and is a predicted model, not a curated record. Lineage: Eukaryota; Fungi; Ascomycota; Saccharomycetes; Saccharomycetales; Saccharomycetaceae. Gene Ontology annotation, cellular component: eukaryotic translation initiation factor 2 complex. Gene Ontology annotation, molecular function: mRNA binding; translation initiation factor activity; translation initiation factor binding. The transcript has a single exon. Gene Ontology annotation, biological process: formation of translation preinitiation complex; translational initiation; formation of cytoplasmic translation initiation complex. Bases 1 to 852 code for a protein of 283 amino acids.